AUGAUUGCGGAGCACAAACCGUGGGACGAAGUUCCUUACACCAUUCAAUCAGAAGCACGAAGAAUAUACGAGACUAUUGUCUCGGACCCUCGCCUUAACCUUCCAGAAGAAGUGAAAAGAUUGGAAGAUAAGAUUCAAUUUACUGGUGAUGAAUCAGACGCUUUCUUCCCUGUUCCGUUCAAAGCAGCAGAAUCUCAAGCUGGGUUGCUUGGCUAUAUUGGCCUUUUGGCCCUUGCCAUCUCUAAAGACCGGUAUGGCAUUGAGCAAGAAUGUCAAAUUGAUGUCGCCCAGGCUUUACUCAAUGGGCUUGGUGCCCUUUUUAUUCGCCAUGAGGGAGAAUGGUUGUCCGGCAGUCCGAAAAUGAUGGCUGCAGUCCAACGAUGGGAUCACGGUAUGACCCGGGAACUUUACCGGCAACUGGCAACGAACAUCUAUAUGUCGAAAGACGGUCGCUGGUAUUCUCUCCACGGCAACAUGAAUCCCACGCCUCUGCUGGAGAUGCUCAAUCUUCCACAACACAACGAGAAGAACCUAACAUGGCCAGAAAUAAUCGAAAUGUACAGCAACGUGGUCGGAGAUAUCCACUCUCAAGUCCUGGACAACUGGAGUAACAACGUGUAUCGAACCCCCGGCACUUUGUGUCUUGAGAAGGACGAGUUCGAAAGUACCCCUCAGGGCAGAGCGAUCAAGGACGAACCUUACUACAAUCUGAUCGCGCAGCAGCACUAUACUCAACCUGUAGUGUCCUGGGACGGCGUUCAUUUUGACCCAGCCGAUCGUCGGCCGCUUUCUGGAAUCAAAGUACUGGAUCUCUCACGCGCUAUUGCCGCACCCACCAUUGGCCGAGUCUGCGCAGCCUUGGGCGCAACAGUGAUCCGGGUGUCGUGCUCAAAGAACACUGAACUUCCCAUCACACUCAUUGACGGCUGUAUCGGCAAGACUAGCGUCGACAUAGACCUCAAGUCCUUCGAGGGGAGGAAGAAACUGCUCGAGCUGAUUGAAGAGGCUGAUGUCUUCAUCGACGGCUAUCGUCCUGCUGUCAUGGAACACCUCGGAUUCGGUCGCGAUGCCGUCCUGGGCCUGGUAGCGAGCCGAGACAGAGGCCUAGUUUAUUGCCAGGAAAAUUGCUACGGCUGGAAAGGCCCUUGGACCACGAGACCCGGCUGGGCACAGAUUGCUGAUACCGUUUGCGGCAUCGGCCUAGACAUUGGCCGUUUCCAUGGAUAUGAUGAACCGCACAUCUUCCCUGGCCCCAAUGCCGACUAUCUAACGGGCCACGCCGGUGCCGCCGGCGUGUUACACGGACUAUACCUUCGAAGCCGGCAAGGAGGGUCAUACGUGGUCCAAUGCUCACUUGUCGUUUCCAAUAUGCAAAUGCAGUCAUAUGGCAAGUAUACGGAAGAGCAACAGGCGGCACUCAAGGCGCGUAACAGAGACUUGAUUGGCAAAAUACGUCACUACGACGAGAUUGUCAGUCACGGGAGGAAUCAAAACGUGAUCAGAGGGUUUAUUGCCGACAGGGGGUUUGACAAAGCCAUCAAACAUGAAUACUACCAGAAGGUCGAUGGAAGCCAAUAUUCCACUAUAGGUGGUGUUAGCAGCUAUAUCAGCGAGAGCCAACCGGACUCGUACGCCAGCAAAGGAAUUCUGCUACUGCUGCCUGACGGAUUCGGCCUGGCGAAGCACAAUCUGAUUCUCGCAGAUAACUUUGCGAAGGAAGGAUGGCGAGUGAUCAUCCCCGACUAUUUCGAAAGCGACCCGCUGCCCAUCCAGUUCCUCAAGCAAGAUCCCUCUCUAUCAAUCAAUGAGCAACCAUGGCCUGAAGAAGAAAAGCAAAUCUUGAGGGAUCUUGACUUCCCAGCCUGGCUUCGACGUCAUAAUCACACGAAAGUUUCUUCUCUUCUCGAGGGACUGACCAGCCGAAUUUCAAGCCAGCACCCUGAUACCGCAAUUGUGGGCGUAGGAUAUUGCUUUGGGGGCAAGCAUGUGCUGAGACUGAGCAAGAAUGUGCUGAAAGCAGCGGCUUGCUUUCACCCCAGCUUCGUGGAAGCCGAGGACAUGAAUGGCAUUCGGGCACCUCUCUACAUCGGACUCGCAGAGAAGGACGACAUGGUCCCUGCUUCACUACCCGAAGACCUCCGUCGCUGGGCACGCAGCGGAAUGAAACCCGGUGUGCCCUUUAAGAUGGAAAGCUUUCCUCACAUGGGGCAUGGGUUCGCCGCUCGGCCUGAUACUGAGGACGCGAGUGUUCGUGCUCAAUACCAGAGGGCAUUCCAGAGGACACUUGAACAUUUUAUUAAGUUUGCUUCAGAUUGA
Molecule: messenger RNA, 2316 nt
Organism: Fonsecaea erecta
Lineage: Eukaryota; Fungi; Ascomycota; Eurotiomycetes; Chaetothyriales; Herpotrichiellaceae
Exons: 5
Coding region: 1-2316 (771 amino acids)
Molecular function (GO): hydrolase activity
Source: RefSeq, a predicted model, not a curated record